This is a messenger RNA of Cuculus canorus (common cuckoo), 6818 nucleotides long. It is a transcript of the gene UNKL, whose product is annotated as unk like zinc finger. The record is from RefSeq and is a predicted model, not a curated record. Lineage: Eukaryota; Metazoa; Chordata; Aves; Cuculiformes; Cuculidae. Gene Ontology annotation, molecular function: metal ion binding. The coding region runs from base 50 to 2713 and encodes 887 amino acids. The transcript is spliced from 16 exons.
CCCACUGGCGGCCUUUCUGCCCGUUCUACUGAAAGCGCGGGCUCCUGCGAUGGGUGAGGAUGCAAAGCACCGCGUUUUCAGGCGACGCGGCAGGCGCCCAGUGAACAACGCCUGCCCGCACGGCGGUUCUCGCAGUCUCUCGCCUCGGAAGACUCCAAGCGUUCGCAGCUCCGGUCGCUCCGCGCGGGGCCGCCGCUGUCCGGAGCCCCCCGGGCGGGCGGGGCCGGGGCGGGGCCGAGCUGCGCCUGCGCCGCGGCGGCCGCCGGGGAAGAUGCCGUCGGUAUCGAAGGCGGUGUCGCGGGGUGGCGGGGGCGGCGGGUCCCCUCAGACCGAGCAGCCGACGCAUUACACGUAUCUAAAGGAAUUUAGGACAGAGCAGUGCCCCCUAUUUUUGCAGCACAAGUGUACCCAGCACAGACCAUUUACCUGUUUUCAUUGGCAUUUCCUAAAUCAGCGUCGUCGUAGACCUAUACGAAGGCGUGAUGGGACUUUUAACUACAGUCCAGAUGUUUAUUGUACAAAAUAUGAUGAGACUACAGGAAUCUGCCCAGAUGGAGAUGAUUGCCCUUAUCUGCAUCGAACAACAGGGGAUACAGAAAGGAAGUAUCACCUCAGAUACUACAAGACUGGAACAUGCAUUCAUGAAACAGAUGCCCGGGGCCACUGUAUGAAGAAUGGAAUUCACUGUGCCUUUGCUCAUGGUCCACAUGACCUCAGACCACCAGUAUAUGAUAUAAGAGAACUUCAGGCACAGGAAACCUUACAGAAUGGGCAGCUAGGAUGCGGUGAAGGCAUUCCAGAUCUGCAACCAGGAAUUUUAGCAAGCCAGGCAAUGAUUGAGAAGAUACUUAGUGAAGAUCCAAGAUGGCAGGACACAAAUUUUGUAUUGGCUGGCUACAAGACAGAACAAUGUACCAAGCCACCCAGACUCUGCCGCCAGGGUUAUGCAUGUCCACACUAUCACAAUAGUCGAGAUAGAAGACGAAAUCCCAGAAAAUUCAAAUACAGGUCCACUCCUUGCCCCAGUGUAAAACAUGCAGAUGAAUGGGGUGAACCUUCAAGGUGUGAAAGUGGAGAUAGCUGUCAAUAUUGUCAUUCUCGUACAGAACAGCAGUUUCAUCCUGAGAUAUAUAAAUCUACAAAGUGCAAUGACAUGCGCCAAACAGGUCACUGUCCACGUGGUCCAUUUUGUGCAUUUGCACAUGUUGAAAAGGACACCGUCAAUGUAGUCAUACUGCAAACGGGUUGUCAGUCAAAGCCAGGCGCGCACCUGCUUUCACCGGACAGCGUAGGAAUUGCAAAUGAAUGGAACAGCACUCUUAACUCCACGAACAGCAUUGCAGAUAGCAGUGGGCAGUCUGGAAAUAUUUCCUGUUCUUCAAGUCCAACUGUAACAUCAAGUUCUGGUAGCAGUAGUUCUUUAUCACCCCUUGGACUUCUUUGUAGACAGAGAUCAUUAGCAAAUGGCGUUUUGUGUUCUGAAUCUAGCACAUCAGGUGUUUCUUCACCAACAUCUAGCUAUCCAAAGGCACCAGGGUUUGAACGAGAAGAUCAGGCGAAACAUCGAAGCUUCUCAACUGAGAAACAGCAGAAAAUAAAUGAGCAAGACAACAAGCAGAACCAUCUCAGUGUUUUUUCAGCAGUUAACCCACUUGCUUCAAGUAUCACUUCCAGUCUGGCCUCCAGUGUUGGAUCAGAUAGUUCAUCUCCUACAACUGUCUCUGCUGUCAAAGCUCUCCCGUUCUGUUCUGGCAGCAACACAGUUGAAUCGGUAAUAGGUUCUGCUUUAGAUUUGCAUUUCAAUGAUGUGAACGUUGCAUCCAUAGAUAAAGACUUAGAAGUUCAAGAAGUCAGUGACCUUGGAGUAGCAGGUCAAAGAUUACUGGGAAGUUCAGCACCUGUCAAUAUUCCAGGCUCUCUUGUUCGUUCUUCGUCUUUACAUUCAUCAUCAUCCCUUUCAACCUCUCCACUCAGUUCUCUUUCACAAUCCCUGUCUCAGUCGUUUGUUUCCUCGACUGUGGCUUCUCACCACCAGCAGCCUCAGGCUGUGAAGGCAGAACAUAGCAUGUUGGGCACCUCAGCCUCUUCUCACAACUCUUUAGGUUUAAAUGGUGUUACAGGGAGCAUCUGGGACUUUGUAACUGGGAGCUUCUCUCCUAGUCCAUCCCCAGUACUAAGCAGCGGCUCUACCCCCUCAAUAAGUUCAAAUACCAGUGGGAAUGAACUAACUCGAGUAAGACAGGAACUUGAUGAUGCCAAGAGAAAACUAAAACACUGGGAAGAAUCUUGGCAACAAAUAAAACAGGCAUGUGAUGCAUGGCAGAAAGAGGCUCAAGAAGCAAAAGAACGUGCUAACAUCGCAGAUGCAGACAAACAGCUUGCUCUUCAGAAGAAGGAGGAAGUGGAAAAUAAAUUAAAAAAGCUGAAGGCACAAUUAGCUGCUGGUCUAUCUACUACAUUACCUUAUUUGAAAAACUAUGGAGAUAUAGAAAAUACAUCCUUGCCAAAGCUUCGUUCCUUACAAAAUCGGCUGCACUUAGAUUUAGAAACAAUAGAUGAGGUGAUUUUUCAGCUUCAGUCAAAGAAAUGCAUCAUAUGCCAGGAGGGUGAUCGUAGCAUUAUUCUGAAUCCAUGUCAACAUUAUGUACUGUGUGAUCAAUGUGCAGCUGUUCAAGAAGAAUGUCCUUGCUGCAAGAAGAAAAAUCUGUGGUAACAUACAGGCGUAAUAGUCAUAUCAAAUUCAUGAAUUAAAUAAUUCUAUGGUUUUGUAUUUUGUAUAAGAAUUGUAACACUCAUAAUUCAUCCCUUUAAUAGUGCUAGACUGAUUUCCAUUUUGAUGUGAUGAACUUAGUUGCUUUAAGAUACAGUAAAGGCUUGCUCACCUUUACAUAUCAACUUCAGUCAUUUGAUAAGGUUCUACAGUCUCGAGCGAGGUUCCUCCAUCCCCCCGCAAGUCCCAUCACAGCCUUUUCUGACUUCCACUGACAUUCCUGGUGCACAAACUACUUAGGUUCAUUUGCACUGUAAUCACUUUGUAUAAAUCUUACCACAAUGCCUGAACGAAGUGUCUGUAUAUGUGAUUUUCAUUAACAGAAGAUGGAUACGUAGAUACAUAACUACACACUCGGCAGGACAGAUGGUCCCUUUGCCAUGUCUGUUGUGUGUGGAACGCCAGAGCCAGUAUUUUGGAAUUAGUCUAACACUAUGUUUACUUGGAUGUUUGGAAAAAUUCUGAUUAAUAUAAAAGCACUUUUUAAUUAUUGUGUUUUGUUAGAAGAGAUGAUGUAAAUUGCUUCAGGCUGCUUUUUAGGUCUUAUGUUUAUUUAAUAUGCAAUAAUAUGAUGUGUUGUAUGUGUGCUGUGAAUUAAAAAUUUCACAUGGUUUUAGUGUUAAAUCACAAUAUUAUUAAAUAGAAAUUACAAUUUAUCUAGUUUUUUUACAAUUUAGAAGUUAACUCCAUACUAUACUAUUUAUAAAUGUACCAGCAGAGACAGAAACAGUGAGGCACAAAUGCUUUCACAUUCAAAGACAUGGUUUUGAUCUUGUGAAACAGACCAGUUUUAGUAAACAACUGUGUAUUUGCAUACUUCCCUCAGUUGGGUGUUUGUAGUCUUAAAGUUUUUGUACAUCUCCUAACCUGUGUUGUACUCGUCGGGAACAGGUAUGAUAUAUAUAAUAUUACUAAGUGCCUAUGCCCAGUAUCGUAGAAAAUGGCAGAAGACAGAGGAAAAAAUAAUUUUGCAAAUAAUUUCUAUUGCUUAAUUUUGUAUUGAACAAUUUGAUGAUAACUCAAAUACUUCUCUUGCUUUUAUAAAUAGUUAAAAAUACACUUUUUUCUUUUCAGUAGUGGCAUAAUGCAUAUCUGAAAACUACAAAAUUAUUUAAGUAUGUAAUUAGGUGGUGGCACUUUGACACAGUGAUUCUUUUAAAAGGUGGUAAUAUCCUUACUUCAUUGUGGUGGUUGAGAAUAUGCAAUUCAGGAGGAAUAGUUAAUUAUUUACUGCAUGUUAACACUGUAUAUUUUUACUUUUCUAACAUGGAAUAAUUGCCGGCAUUACUCCUUUUUGUGUUGAAUUCAGGCAUAACACUCGUACAACUUAGAUGGAAAUGACCUACAACUGUGUUACAUGAUUUGUAUCUCCACAUUACUGUAUUCAGUACAAAAAGUGAGUUCACACAGGCAGCAAAGUGUUAAUCUAAUUAAAGUUUUGCUAAAACAAAAAUCAAGAAAUACACUACAAUUAUUGUCAAAAUGUGUCAGCAUUAAAUAAAGGGCCCAAGCCAUGAGUACUGAAAUCAAUAUCUCUGUUGGGUUUUAGCAUUCUUUGUACGAAGCCUUCCGUUAGCAAAAGAUCGUUACACAUUUUCUGUAAGAACUAAAUGUACAGAAUUGUUGCUGCUUUUCUACCACAGGUCAGUCUGCAGGAAUGUUGGAAACCUUUUUGAAAGGAAGAGGUAGAAUAAGAUAUUAAAUAUAUAAAGAUAAGUAGUAAAUAAAUGUUUCAAACUUUCAUUUGACAAUCACUUUAAAGACCAAAGUUGGCUUUAGUAAUGUGAUUUUGUUGACUUUAACACAGUUUCUUUAAAACGUUUGUACUGAGCAAAGUAUGAAAUUAGACUGUAUUUGCAUUUUCCAAAUGCACUUUUCUGUUCUAAAAUAAGAUAUUACCGUUUUAAAAGUGUAGCCAGCUUUGGACUCUUAAAAAAAGAGAACUUGGAUCACCAAAUUUGGCUGUAGGUAUAAAUGUAUUUUUUGCAUCUGUGCAGUCUAUGACUGACUGAUUUUUGAACCUUAACUGCAUUUUGGACUAAAGCAAACUUAGUUGUGUAAGGUUUGGGGUUUUUUUGUGUUUGUUUUUUUUAAAAAAAAACAGUGAGCAAAUCAAAGAAUGACGUGUAAUUACAGUUUGAAAUUGUUACAGAUUUUUCAAACAAGCAGUUAUUUUGGACACCAGUUCAGUAUAUUUAUCUACUCUGGAACAGCAUCCUGCAACCAUUGUGCUCACAGAAAUAUUUAGAAAUAUGUUAGUGAAAAUUUCUGCUUUGUUGUUUUAGGAGAAACCAGCUUAGGGCCACGUUGUGCUGCCCACAUGCAGCUAUGUGACAUCUGUUAGAUAAAGAAGUGUGGGUUUGCACUGUCCUGUCAGAGUUUGUAGUUCUUCAUGUGUGUUUUAGUGCAUUUGCUUAUGUCCUAGGGCUAUUUUUGGUGCCUUUUUUUUGUAGCAACAGGUGAUUUUUCCUAAUCUCGCCACAUGAACAAAACAGGAAUGUAAAUCACACUUGCAGUGUGAAUCAUCACAUUGUCAUUUGUAGUUUAUAUGUGCUGCAUUUUUAGAGGAAAUAAUAUUUAGUCUGUUGCUUUUUAAAGUUGUAUAUAUUGUGUUUUACAAUAACGAAUCUUGAAAAUAAGGAUGUGUCCCCUAUAGUAAUAUCAGUACUGAACAUUUUGCAGGUGUUCCCUGCAAGUUUCUUUGGUGCUGAAUUACAGGCAUAUUUAAAAGCUAUCAACCAACCAUUUUGCAGAGAAGAAAAAAACACAUACCAAAGAAACAUGCCCAUGUGUUAAAUCUUCAGACUGGGCAGCUUGCUAUAAUUAUAGACGAAUCCUUCAGUAAUCUCUUGAACUACAUAUCAUGCAUAGCAGUCACAUGAAAUUCACAGUUAUUCUUCACAAAAUCCCUUCUGUGAAGAAUUACAAACAAUGGUUUCUGUAUCUUAUGAAAGCAAAUCAACAAAUGCAUACUUUUCCAUCAGUACUUUAAAGUGGAGGAUAAUAAAAUAUAUAUAGAAACAACAGUUUGGAAGAAGUCAGAAGUGAAACUUGACCUUUGUAAGUACUCGUCUGUGUACUAUAUACACUGUCUAGAAACUGGAUACAUUAAAAUUAUUUUAGUGAGGCUACAGGAUAGCAAUUAGCUGAAUUCACAAAAUACAUAAAAGCAAACAAAAUACAUUUUCAAGAUUCAUUUUGGUAUUUGGAAAAGUUCUGUGUUAAUUCAUGUAAGAAUACAAUUUUUAAUGUGAAUGCCAUUAUGUUGUUCACCAAUUAUUUUAGCCUGGGGAAUAACAGAUUAAAAUUGUGAUUUCUCAGGGGUUUUACAGUUAGGAGAUUUAGUGUAACCAGAAGUAUGCUCAUUACAGAUAGAUCCCAAGCUGCAUGUUACAGGCUUAUUAUUAGUCUCCUUUGAAUAGCAGACUAUUAAAGACAUACUUGGUUUGUUCUGUAUUGCCAUUCAGAGUAUCCUAGUAUUAAUUAUACGUAGUAAUAUUAUUACUGUCACACUAUGCUUGUGUACCUUGGUCAUCAUCAGACCCUAAAUAAAUAUGGAAUUUUUACUCAUAUUACUUUAUGGAAGCCGUUAAUGUUUUGAGUGUACAGAUAGAAAAGAUUUUGUGAAUUAAAUUGUUCUUAAUACAAAACAUAUUAUUUAUAAUGCAUACCCAGUUACUUGUAGUGAACUGUUUAAAAUUGUUAACACUUGUUAAAACUUUUCUACACUAUAGCGUUUAUGCAAUAGUUUACAGAAGUCAUGGAAUUAUUUUUACUACCAACAAGGAAAUAAAAUUUUGAUCUUUAUUUCUGAGCUAUACUGUGUUUGAAGACUGAAAAAUUUACGGAUAUGUUUUCCUCUGCAAUCCGAUCAAGGCAUUCCUAAUAAUUCCAGGAUUUCAACCACUGGGAUGGAUGUUUACUAUUUCAGUGGAGAAAGAGGUCUAACUGAGAUAGAGAGACACUAAUUUAGUUGAAUGAACUAGUAGGUAGAGGCUGACGAAGUAAUUAAAACAUAAUUACAUUUGCAUUCCAUUCUUCUUUGUAU